Astyanax mexicanus (Mexican tetra) is the source of this 8202-nucleotide messenger RNA. RefSeq names its product calmodulin regulated spectrin-associated protein 1a (gene camsap1a). Gene Ontology annotation, cellular component: microtubule minus-end. Gene Ontology annotation, biological process: negative regulation of microtubule depolymerization; cytoplasmic microtubule organization; neuron projection development. NCBI's taxonomy places the organism in Eukaryota, Metazoa, Chordata, Actinopteri, Characiformes, Acestrorhamphidae. The coding region runs from base 368 to 4855 and encodes 1495 amino acids. The transcript has 20 exons. Gene Ontology annotation, molecular function: spectrin binding; calmodulin binding; microtubule minus-end binding. The record is from RefSeq and is a predicted model, not a curated record.
UCUAUGGUACUUGGAGACAAAACGAAUCGGGGAUUCGCCUCGCUGAGCGACCGAGUCAGCGUUCACCCCGAGCGGCCGAGCUGGAGGAGGGACCGGGGAGACAUGCGGCUCUGCUAAAAUAUUUUUUCUAGGAUUUUCUUUUCUUUUGGUUCGCCGUUCUCGUGUUUCUGUAACCCCGCGGGUUGUCAUGUAGCGGAGGCCGCCGUCAGGCUUGUGUUGCUGGGCGGGGAGGGGGAGAGCCCACCGCUAUACGGCUGCCGCCGCCGCUUCCACUGCGGUCACACAGCCAGGAGCCCCGCCGUCUGCGUUUAAAAUCUAUAAUCACCGACAGUAUAGGCUCUGCGGAGAUUCCACACGGCUGUGAAGGAUGGACGUAGGUGCGGCCGGUGGAGGAGACGGAGGCCCGAGGAGAGCCGACUCGGUCGAGGGAGGCCUGGAGAUUGUCCCGCUUGAGCUGUAUGACUCAGCCCGGGCCAAAAUAGACGCCAACCUUCGGUGGCUGUUUGCCAAAGCUUAUGGAGAAGAUCAUGUUCCGGCUGAUCUCAGAGACCCCUUCUACACAGAUCAGUACUGUGUGGAACACAUUAAGCCCCCUGUGCUGACCCUCCUGCUGUCUGCUGAGCUCUACUGCAGGGUGUGUGUUCUGCUGCUGAAGGGUGAUCAGACCUCCUCUCUGUCCUCCCAUCAGUCCGUCAUCCAAGCCCUGGCUCGCCGUGGCAUCUACGCCCGUGAGCCCGAUGACACGCCGGUUACCCACGACGACCUCAGCUCCACCCCCAUCAAGAUGAGCUCACACAUCCCCCUGAUAGACGCGCUGAUGCUGGCGUGCUCUGUGGAGAUGAUGAGUAUAGAGAGGGUGGUGUCCAGCGUUAAGCGUUUCUCCACCUUCAGCGCCUCCAAAGAGCUGCCCUUCGACAUGGAGGAUGCCAUGCUCUUCUGGAUCAACAAGGUGAUUCUGAAGACGAGAGAAAUCUCUGAGAAGGAGCUGAAGCUGAAACAGCAUCUGAUGGAAUCCCCCUGUCAUCAAAAGCCUGACUUCAUGCAUGCUCUGGCCCACUGCAUGUUGGAGCCAUUGGAGUUGUCUCGUGUGGUUCGUUACCGUAGAGACCACUUGUCUGGUCGGUGUCUCCCUCAUUUGCCGCUGGUUGAGGACCUGAUGAAGGAUGUGUGUGAUGGUGCCGCCCUGCUGGCUGUCAUUCAUUACUACUGCCCCGAUUACAUGAGACUAGAAGAUAUCUGUCUGAAAGAGGUUCUGUCCAUCUCUGACAGUGUUUAUAAUGUUCAGCUGCUGAGAGAGUUUUCCAACGAGUACCUGAAUGGGUGUUUGUACCUGCAAGCUGAGGACCUGUUGUAUGCUCCCCCAGUAUUAAAGCACAAUGUGAUGGUCUACAUAGCUGAGCUGUUCUGGUGGUUUGAAGUGGUGAGGCCAGAUUUUGUAAAACCCAGAGAUCCACAAGAUAUUAAAGAUGCGAGACCCUCAAUGCAGACGAAGAGUUCACGCCCUCACGUGCCCAUCUCAAACGCCACCAAGCGCAGCUUCUUAAGCACCUCCCCUUCUGUUGACUCGAUGGUAGCAGGCUCCUCCCACGACACCUAUAUCAGGUAUUACCUGCAUCCAGAGGAGUCUGCGUCUACGUCUGUUGCCAAAGUAAGCCCCUCACACAGCCCCUCCCACCAGCUCCUGCCAUUAAGGCCGAGGCAACAGAAACCCGCCCAGGAGGAGGAGACUGCAGAGUUCAGGAACAGGUCCAGCUCUCUCUCACGCAUGGACGGACACAGUCCUGGAUCCCGGCUGGCCUGGAUGGAGAGAAGACAAAGACCACUGUCUCAGAUGGAGAUGGAGUGGGAGCGCCUGUGUGGUGACAACAUUAGCUUGGCGCGCUCCAUCAGCAAAGACAGUUUAGCCUCCAACGUCAUCUCCAUCACUCCCCGUCACCAGGUCAACGGCCAGUCUGUUCCCCACGUGGCCUGCGCUCACGAUAUUGAGGAUCAGGAGGAGGAGCUUGUGGCUGUUUUAGGCUCUGGGAGCAUGGCCACCUUCCGAGACCCCCGUCCUGAGAGCUUUUUCCUGGAGCCGCUGCAGCCGGCCGUCCUGCGUCCAAACAAAGAGAAGUCUGCCCCGGUCAGUAAGAGGGACGAGAGCGGGGAGGGGCGGGGCCAGAGACGGAGGGGUGUUCACACCCCAACCGAGCACACAGCAAUCAAUCAGACCUUUACCACCGUCAGUGCUGUUGGUGCUGUUGACUCUGAGGACGCGCCGCAGUCUGGCGGCUUCUUUCUUCACAGUAAGUCAGAGUGUGUGAGAAGCAGCCCAGUCGACAUCUGGGUGGGCAAAACUUCAGACUCCGAGUUCGAGGAAGAGGAGGUGGAUGAAGUUGAGGGCGAUGACCUGGAAGACCAGGGCUUCAGAAAGGCUCGCUUGAGGAAUAUGCUGGGCCAUGGGAAGGAGGAGGAGGAAUCGAGUAAGUUGCAUGAGGAGGUGCGAAUGCGUGAACGUGAGGACAAAGAGGGAGCCAGCGGUCGCUCCAGCCCAUGCCCCAGCACACUCUCACAGGCCAGCAGCACUUCCACCGGCGCCGGACACACGAGGCACUCCAGUCCAUGUCGGAGCACACUUUCGCAGGUCAGCAGCGCGUCCAGCCGCAUGACCAGCUUUGCAGAGCGGCGGAUGCACCGUGCCGGGACACCUGAUGACUACUACAGCAGCUGCAGCUCCCAGACGACCACUCCAGACGGGUCGGAAUGUGCCCCCUUCCCACCUGUCACAAGCGGCACAGUUAGCCCCAGCCCCAAGUCUCGAGGGGGCGUGGCCUCUGAGCUAGUCCACUUGCGCAUGCAACUGGAGGAGAAGCGGCGGGCUAUUGAGACACAAAAGAAGAAGAUGGAGACGCUGUCAGCCCGGCAACGGCUGAAGCUUGGCAAGGCCGCCUUUCUGCACGUGGUCAAAAAGGGGCGAGGUGACACUCUGCCACGCCCUUUCAAGCAGGAUCUCACGAAGGAGAAGGAAAAGGAGACGGCGAAGGACGACUCAUGUGUGGAGGCUCUGAAGACCAGAGGCAAAGAGGUUGAAUCCAGUCUGGGUAAAGAAUCCAGGCAGUGGGGGGAAAUUUCUUCCAUGUCCCCUGCUGGUCUGGAGGGGGAUAACCGUGCAAGUGAAGGCGAGGAGAUGGGAGGGGAACUGGACUUGGGCGAAUGUAGUCGCUCUAUUGAGCUUCUGAACGAUGCUAUUGGGGCUAUUCAACAACAAAUGGUGCAGCUUUCUGUCCAACAGGACCUGCUUAUGCGGCAGACCGCCCUUUCACCAACACAGGAGAAAACCACACAAGACAAACCCACACAGGAGAAACCCCAGACUCCCAGUGAGCAGGAGCCUAAGCCUCGGCCCUCGGUGCAGUUUGUGGAGAUCUCCACAGCAACCCGGCGUCCUCCCAAGCUGAGCUCAGGACGUACACCACGGACCAAACCUUCCGAGCUCAAGCUGAGUAAAAGCACGAAGACCAUUAACAUCGACCCAAGACCCUCACCAAUCAGCAGGACGCCCCGAUCAGAAAAUGAGGAUGAGGGCGUGUUUAAAGAAGGCGGUGACAAAAUCAAUGGACGCAGCUCGGCCCGAGGCUUGGCCCGAAAUGCAACAUUCCGUCUCCACGAUGCUUGUAAUCGAAGAGCAGACGGUCCAGAGUCACCGAAAGCAGAACCGCCUACAGUAGAACCAACAGAAGCAGAACUAGCCCGUGAGAGGAGUGGGUCCGGAGGCUCAGGGAAAGAAAAUAUCCCCGUUCCAUCUGAGGAAAGCCGGGCAAAAGCACAGCUAAUUGAGGUCGACCUGUCUGACCUGGCCAACCCAGACUCCGGCACAGAGGCAGAGGGAGAGGGAGAGCAGAAAUCAGGACUGGGCUUUUUCUUUAAGGAUGAUCAGAAGGCUGCAGAUGAGUUGGCUAAGAAGCGAGCAGCGUUUCUGCUGAAGCAGCAGAAGAAGGCAGAAGAGGCGCGGCUUCGUAAACAACAACUGGAGGCGGAGUCAGAGCUGAAACGAGAUGAAGCCAGGCGGAAGGCAGAGGAGGAGAGAGUGCGUAAGGAGGAGGAGAAGGCCCGUAGGGAGCUCAUCAAGCAGGAGUACCUGCGUAGGAAACAACAGGAGCUGCUGGAGGAGCAGGGGGUAGCUAAGCCUCGCCCACGACACAGGAAGCCCCGCCCCAAAUCGGUCCAUCGACGAGAAUCUGGCAACAGUACCCCUGUGGGUCUGUGCACUGCUCCGUCUGGUUCCUCUCUCUCUCUGGCCUCUGCUGCUACUGAAGGGGACAGCGUCACUUCUGGAGGAGGCUCGCAGAGGGGCGAGUCGGUGGAGUCAUUCCCGAUGUUGAGCCGUAACGCCAGCAGGAACAUGGAAAGAGACUGGGAUAAUGGCUCCACAGCAUCAUCCAUCACUUCUGUAGCAGAAUACAAUGGCCCAAGAUUGUUUAAAGAGCCCAGUGCUAAGUCCAAUAAGCCGAUCAUUCAGAACGCUAUCGCUCACUGUUGUCUGGCCGGCAAGGUCAACGAAGCGCAGAAAAAUGCAAUCCUGGAGGAAAUCGAGCGCUGCGAGUCCAAUCACCUGAUGAUCCUGUUCCGUGACGGUGGUUGCCAGUUCCGGGCACUCUACACCUUCGCUCUGGACACGGAGGAGAUCCUGAAGCUGGCCGGCACCGGCCCCCGUGCCAUCACCCGCAAGAUGAUCGACAAGUUGUUCAAAUACAGCAGCGACCGCAAGCAGUUCACCGUCAUCCCCGCCAAGACUGUGUCGGCCAGCGUGGACGCAAUCACCAUCCACAACCACCUGUGGCAGGUCAAACGACCCGGCUCCUCCAAGAGGAAGUGAGACAGCACGCCCUGCCUACUUAGUAUCCUGACUUAUGCAUCCUUAUUGGCUAAAGAACUGGCUUCCCACACCUCCUUCUGCUCUAUUGGCUGCCUAUUGGCUACACAGGCAGGUCUAGUUACACCAGUUAUUGGCUCACCAGCUGCUUCCUUCACUGUCCUAUUGGCUGUCGGACUGUCGGAGUGGGUGUGCUCUAUUUGGACCAGUGUGUGUGUGUGUGUGUGCGCGUGUGUGCACACAGCAGUGCGUGUGUGUGUGUGUGUGGGUGACCUCCACUCUGGAACCAGGCAGAGGAACCUGUAAAAUCGGCCUGUGGAACCAUGCUAUCACCAGGCUGCCUUGAUCUGCAUCCAAAACUCUGCCUUCGCUGAUCACAGGAUCGAUCGUGUGAGGAGCACACCCAGCGUGGGCUGUGGAGGGGUGGGGUGUGUCUGUGUGUUUGAUUGACAGAGAGCAUUACUGAGCAUUAAUAUAGAUCUCUGAAGCUGCGUGUCAUUCUGUACUCAACAUCAGGUCUGUGUUAGGAGUCCCGGGUCUGAAAAAUGAUUGCUGUUCCAGUCUCUCUAUCUUGCAUAUGUUUUUAUUUGGCCAAAAGUCGCUUGUAAACACGUACUGAAGAAUGCAUUCAGCUACUUCAAGUUGCACCCUUUGCUAACUGAAAAUGCAUAUGCACUAACACAACUUGUUUAGUCACUGUAGAGAACUACUGCUGAAAAGACAGAACGCUCUGGAGCAGAUAAAAAUGAACCUAUUGGCACCAUGCCUAAUAACUUCGUGGUCGAGGGGUACAAAGCCCGCCAGCAUUGAGCUGUAGAACAGAGGUCUGGAAAAAAUUAAGAGACCACUUCAGUUUCUGAAUCAGUUUCUCGGAUUUUUCUAUUAAAGUAUAUUAAAGUAUAUGUUUAAGUAAAAUUAACAUUGUUGGUUUAUUCUAUAAACUACAGACAUAAUUUCUCCCAAAUUCCAAAUAAAAAUAUUGUCAUUUAGAGCAUUUAUUUGCAGAAAAUGAGAAAUAAGUGAAAUAACAAAAAAGAUGCAGAGCUUUCAGACCUUAAAUAAUGCAAAGAAAACAAGUUCAUAUUCAUACGGUUUUAAGAGUUUAGAAAUCAAUAUUUGAUGGAAUAAUCCUGGUUUUUAAUCACAGUUUUCAUGCAUCUUGGCAUGUUCUCCUCCACAAGUCGUACACACUGCUUUUGGAUGACUUUAUGCCACUCCUGGUGAAAAAACAGUAGAAAAAGAUCUCCACUUUUUAAUAUGAUUAAUUUUACCCCUUUAUCAAGACUUGUGUAUAUUACACCACAUAAUCAAAAACAAACAAAAAGAGAUUUUAAUCUGUUUUAAUUUGUUUAGUGUUGGAAACCUUUUUUUUAGGUGUAUAUAUUUACUGAUUAUAAAUGCGAUUGGCUUGUUUCUAAGUCCAUUGUUUACCAUUAGCAUUAGUGUGUUAGCAUUUUAGCCUGCCUUUUGAGCGGAAGAAACACACAUUGUUUUUACUGUCCAUGUGGUUAAAACUAACAGUUAAUUGAGUAUUAAUAUAACAUAUAUUGCACAGGUUUCUUACAACAUUAUGCAAUAGCAGCAUUAAAGUUACUCUGUAUUUUGGUGCUUUUUGAUAAGGUUUGCCAGGUAAAUAUUUACCCCUGUGGUUCUAUCAGCGAUUUUAUCAUUGUGAACUUAAACAAUUCAACCAGUUAAACAGCACUAAUCACACUUUACAUAAAAAAAAUGAUGCAGUUGGGUUAGUGUUCUCUAGGUAUUGAUGAUGAUAUUCUCGAUAUUCUUCUUGAUAAAAAGACUUAUCACUAUAAAGCUCUAGAAAAAAAUGUAAGAGACCAUUAGUUUCUGAGUCAGUUUCUCUGAUUUUGAUAUUUAUAGGUAUAUGUUUGAGUAAAAUGAACAUUGUUGUUUUAUUCUAUAAACUACAGUCAACAUUUGUCUCAAAUUCCAAAUAAAAAUAGUCAUUCAGAGCAUUUAUUUGCAGAAAAUGAGAAAUGGCUCAAAGAACAAAAGAGAUGCAGAGCUUUCAGAUCUCAAAUAAUGCAAACAAAAAAACAAGUUCAUAUUCAUAAAGUUGUAAGAGUUCAGAAAUCAAUAUUUGGUGGAAUAACCAUGGUUUUUUCAUCAGUUUUCAUGCAUAUUGGCAUAUUCUCCUCCACCAGUCUUAUACACUGCUUUUGGAUGGAUAACUUUAUGCCAGUCCUGGUGCAAAGAUUCAAGCAGUUCAGCUUGGUUUGAUGGCUUGUGUUCCUCUUGAUUAUAUUCCUAGAGUUUUCAAUUUGAUAAAAUCAAAGAAAAUCAUAAUUUUUCAGUGGUCUCUAAUUUUUUCCAGAGCUGUAUGAUAAAGUAUCAUCAGGUUGCCCACCUCUAAUAUUAUCCACUGUAGAAUGUGUUUGUUUUCCAUAACUUAAGCUUCUCAGACCAGUAUGUUGUAAUAAGUGCUGAAGGCGAGUGCAGAAUGACGGCACGGCUGCAGAGCUCUGUGUGAUGAAUGUGUUUCUGAGUUUACUGUGUUCACUGGUUUUGUAACGGCAGGUUUCUCUGCAUGUGGCACUUUUUUCAGUUGGGAAAGCGCUGGGUUUGUUUUUCUACUGUAGUAUUAUUUCACAUUUCACCUCACUAUUAAUGGCACACACACACACUCAUGGUCAGUGCAGUGUGUCUGUGUGUGUGUAUGUGUGUGUGUUUUGCGUGUUUGCGUGUGUCUUGGGUUUCCCAUAUUUCUAAACAUGCUGCUGUUCUUUUUUUUUUUUUCUUCUCUUGAAUGAUGCUCACUUUAGCAGUGCACUACAUCCAGCGCUACAUGUAGACUGAGAGUGGGUGAAAGUAUAGUUAGCAUGAUUGUAUGCUAAUGUGAAGACACUGUACUGGCCUUUAGUCACGUUUUAAGAGCUUUUAUUCUGGAUCAACACUGGAUCCAUUGUCUCUGUGUCUUUUCUGUCCUUCACUAUAACCUUUAUUAUCAUUCCAGCCCUCUUCUGACCUCCUAACACCACUCUUUUUCACACAUCUCCUCACUUUCCCUGUUGUCUGUUCUUUUUUAACGGCUGCUGACAGUAUUUCAGUAAUGUGCUUCAGUUAUUCCUCACUGAGGAGCCUGACUGUCUGAAGACACACCGAUUGUUUGUGCGCGUGUGUUGGUUGGUGUGUGUAUGCGUGCGUAAGUGUGUGUGUGUUAGUGUUCGGUACAGAAUGUAAUGUAUGCUCUUCUGGGACCUCUGUGAGCAGGGUUCUCUGAUGUAAAUGUACGGAUUGUAAAGACCUUUGCUUUACUUUUUUUCUUUUAAAUAUUCUUCCAUAUAUUUAUUUUAAAGAGGAACACUGAAGAUUUAAUAAAUUAUUAAAGCAAA